Messenger RNA from Aedes albopictus (Asian tiger mosquito), 2668 nucleotides. RefSeq names its product proline-, glutamic acid- and leucine-rich protein 1. Gene Ontology annotation, biological process: rRNA processing. The coding region runs from base 143 to 2626 and encodes 827 amino acids. Gene Ontology annotation, cellular component: nucleus. NCBI's taxonomy places the organism in Eukaryota, Metazoa, Arthropoda, Insecta, Diptera, Culicidae. The record is from RefSeq and is a predicted model, not a curated record. The transcript has 4 exons.
GUCUCCGUGAGUGUCCAGCUCACGCAAAGCAGUGAGUGCCAUUUGUUUACAAGUCGUUUCGCCAAUCGAUCGCACGUGCUCUGUGAAAUUGUGCAAAUUUUGGAAAAAUUGUGUGUUUUUUGGUGAAAUUCGGAGCUCUGACAUGGAAGGCGUUUCGAAGAUAUUUGGCGGUGUUGUGGACGCCAAGGAAGGCAACGUGAGAAAGCUGCUUUCGGCGUUGGACGAACAUCAGACGGUGUGGGCCGAGCCCCAGCACGAGCUAGAGUUCUACUUUUCGAAAAUCGGUGCCCUUUUGGGCACGGCCUCAACGCGGGAUCGUGGUCUGAUCGCCUUGAGCCAUCUCAUCCCGCAGUGUCCGCUGGACAUUCUGGAGGAUAAGCUGCAGUACUAUGUGAACGUGUGCGCCAAAAUCUGCAACCAGAAGGGCCACGUCGCUAGCAUUCCGCUGGCGUACGAUGUUUUGAAACAACUUUUGAUCAAGUCGUUGGAAUCUUCCGACCUGAAUAAGUUGGCCAUCAGCGUCAUUCCGAAGCUGAUGGACAACAUCACCAGUUCGGUAGAUCCGUCGACGCAUGCCGCGACGCUUGAUUUCCUUGAAACGGCCAUGCGUCACUAUCCGGGUGUAACUGGUUCGGCCAAAACCCGCAUCGAGGACUAUCUGUACUCUUUGGUUGACUCGGAAGAUUCGCAGGUCGUUGAGCGGACCGGCCGAUGUCUGCUGCUGUUGCAGCAAAUCCGAGGUGGCGGCCAGCAUGGCAGUUUGCACAAGAAGACCUGGGAUGAAUACCAGUGCAAACUGGUCGAUACGAUUCAUGACCUGUUGGGUACGGUCUUCGCUCACACUCCGGAGACUUUCGAUGUGGACGAGAACUUGGAGUGUCUCAAACUGCCGAAGCUUGUGACGGAUGACGAACCGGUGUUAGCUGCCCGAAGAGUGGUGACCCGCUUGCUGAAUUUGAUAAGUUAUCUGGAAGAGGCAAUCGUUCAACCCUAUCCGGUUCCGAAGCCAUUCCGUCCCAUGAAGUUGCUGAACGUGGUCCUUCGGGGACACUCGGUUAGCUGUCAGACCAUGGCGAAGAACACUAUCCAGGAAAAUCUUGCCCUUGGGAUGUUGCUGCCUCAGAUUCAGGUGCAGCUCUUGAAGGUUUUGGACGGGCUGGUUCUGGUGCUGAAGUCGAAUAUGUUGCCGUUUGGUAAUCUUCUGACGGAUCUGUUCGAACAGUGCCUGAAGGGAACGCUGACUACCGGUGCCAAGGGCCGUAAAAAGUCCUACAUUGGGUUACGGACCAAGGUGUACGAAAGCAUUGGGCUGUGGUGCGAAACGGCCAAGUACGGAAGUGGAGUAGAGGAGAUCACGGACAGUCUGCUGGAGCAUAUCGUUCAGGACGUGGCUCCGUUCGAAUCGGAGGUGACGCUGCAGGUCAACGCCAGUCGUCAAAAAUUAUCCGCCAAGGCGAAAAAGAAGCUGCAAAAGGAGCAGAACGCUGCCACUUCCUUGGCAAAGACGCACUCAACAAACUCCUUCGAAAACUCCAAACACCUUCAGUCGGACUACGGCAACGAAGUCCUGUGCUUGGCAGCCCUUCGCUGCCUGGUCAAAAUACUGAACGCAGCCGGCUGUUUCAUCAAGCCCAUCAUGCAGAAACUCAUCCAGGAAAAGAUAGUCUCCCUCUGCUUUUCAGUAUUCUCGCAGCUGAACACGGGUACCCGGCAGAACCUCUACUUCGAUCCCAACUGUCGCAAGGCCCUAAUGUCCGCUCUUCACGCUUUGAUCGUCAAUCCCCACCAUAUAUGUCCUCCUCCGCUGCAAUAUGGGGUUCAUUUGUUUAACAUAGUUCAAGUGCAAGACCCUAAUGGAGACGUUCGAGCUCGGGCUUCCGAACUAUGUCGUUCAACCGAAACUUUGGUUCAUCCACGCAAGGAAGUGUUUUACUUCCCUGUAGAAGAAAACACCGUUAAAGAUAUGUUAGCGGCAAAGAAGAAACUGCAAGUAAAUAGUGCCUUCUUCCCGGCAAAACGCACAUAUGACGCGAAUAAGACUCCCAUUAGCUUCGAGAAAGUCAAGCAACCGGUCUCCGAACCAGUGAGGGCAGAAGUUGCACCAGCAUCAGACAAUGAAAGCGAAGACGAUGAACCGAUCGCUACGGUUGAAGAGGUCACAAUCGAGGAGAAACAGUCUCCAGAAGUCGUUUACAACCUCGAUGACGAUGAAAAUAGGGCUAAUUUCAAUAGCGGUCAACUACAAAAGUCUAUAUCUGAAAAGACUGUAGAACCAGCGGCAAUCGAAAUCGAUUCCGACGCUGACGAAGAAAGUGAAGUUGAAAUAGUUGUGGGAGAGGGCCAGAAGAGCUUAGAAAAACCCGGUAAACAAGUAGCGAACGAGGAUGAUGAAGUAGAGGUUGUCGAACAACCGUUAUCUACACCGAAGACAGCUGCUACACAAAAUGGUAAUUCGAUGUCUCCGAAAAGCGUGCAGAAACGAAAAUCGGAAACUACUGCUGCCACAGAAAGUGCAGAAUCUAGUGAAAAGAAAUCGAAAACGAACGCUGAAACAGAAGACGUCGAAGCUCGUGUAGAUGAUUUGGUAGCAGAGUUCGUGGACGAAUUGAUCGAUGACGUUGAGUAGGUUUGUAUAUUUUAUAUAAUACAAUUGUGUUAUUAUUCACAA